AUGAGCUUCUCCGAGCACUUCUCCAUUGCCAACAUUCCCUAUGGGAUUGCGAGUACUCCAAAGCGUCCACGAGGUGUAGCGACGAGAGUCGAGGACUCUGUCAUCUUUCUCGCAGACCUGGACAUCGAGGCUUCCGAGCAAAUCAAGUCCGCAUUGUCCCAGCCGACUCUUAACGACCUGAUAGCUGUGGAGAAGACUGAACUCCAGCUCCUCCGGAGGAACAUCCAGAGGCUGCUGUCCGACAAGUCCACGUUAUCGAAGCAUGGAGUACCCGUCAACGUGGUCCAACUGCACUUGCCUGUUAAGGUCUAUGGAUUCACUGACUUCUCAUGCUCAAUGCAACACAUGCUGAACGCAUCGGAGGCCGUCAUGGGAAAGGCCGAGAUGCCACCAGCGGCGCCCUAUCUACCCAUUGGCUACAGCGGCCGACCAUCUUCCAUUGUCGUUUCGGGAACGAGUAUCACUCGGCCAUAUGGCCAGUAUCGAGACGGGGACCGAAUUAGCUUCGGCCCAACGCGAGCGCUGGACUACGAGCUGGAAGUAGCUUGCAUCAUUGGCAAACCGACGAAACUAGGAAAGAGAGUAUCCGUAUCAGAUGCUGACGAGCACAUAUUUGGCCUUGUGCUUUUGAACGACUGGAGUGCUCGGGAUAUUCAGGGUCUCGAGAUGAAUCCUUUAGGCCCGUUGAAUGGCAAGUCUUUCGGGACAUCGAUUAGCGCCUGGGUGAUCACGCUCGAAGCGCUCGAACCGUUUGCGACACAGCCGCCAGCGAAGGGCGUGCCCGCACAGCCAUACCUCGCAGACAAGAAAGAGAAAUCGAGUUACAAGAUUGAACUAAAGGCCGAGGUAUUGACAGGUGGCGAGGCCACGACGGUCUGUCAAGCCCAGCUCAGCUGGAUGUCCUGGACGUUCCGAGACCUUGUGGCUCAGCAGACGAUCAACGGGUGCAACCUGAACACCGGCGACUUAUUGGCGACAGGAACAGUGUCAGGGACCGGCGACAACGAGCACGGUUGUCUGCUUGAGAUGACUAAAGGCGGCAAAGUUGGAUGGAAAACGAGCGACGGUCAGGACAGGACGUACUUGAAGGAUGACGAUGGUGUACGCAUCAGUGGGUACGCAGGCGGCGGUGUGGGAUUUGGUGAGUGUGUGGGAUUCAUCGAUGCCGCCCUGCCGUUCUGA
Messenger RNA from Colletotrichum graminicola M1.001, 1182 nucleotides. RefSeq names its product fumarylacetoacetase. The transcript is spliced from 4 exons. Gene Ontology annotation, molecular function: fumarylacetoacetase activity. Bases 1 to 1182 code for a protein of 393 amino acids. Gene Ontology annotation, biological process: L-tyrosine catabolic process; homogentisate catabolic process; L-phenylalanine catabolic process. The record is from RefSeq and is a predicted model, not a curated record. Lineage: Eukaryota; Fungi; Ascomycota; Sordariomycetes; Glomerellales; Glomerellaceae.